Messenger RNA from Lachancea dasiensis, 1221 nucleotides. Lineage: Eukaryota; Fungi; Ascomycota; Saccharomycetes; Saccharomycetales; Saccharomycetaceae. The record is from the annotation of a GenBank genome assembly.
AUGGAGUUCCUUGAUAAAUCCAUGGGUGAUCCAAUCCAAUACAUGUCGAACGUUUACGGCUAUGGCCUUAAAAACGAACGUCCCCCUUUUACUUUCAAAAGCGACGAUUGGGAGGAUCUGGCAAAAGAACGUAUGUGCGCAAAUUCGUUAGGCUACAUUUGCGGAAAUGCGGGAACAGGGGAGACAAGCAGAAAUAAUAGAAGCGCUUUUCAGAAGUGGUCCAUCACACCAAACCGCUUGGUAAAAACGGAGGGAUACCCAUCCAUAAAGUCUAAGGUGUUGGGUCAAGACUUCGCAACGCCGAUCGCCGUUGCUCCUAUAGGUGUCCAGCGAAUCUUCCAUAAUGAUGGAGAGAUCGCAGUGGCCAAAGCUGCAGCCUGCGAGAAGGUUCCAUAUAUCUACAGUACUGCUGCUGCAACCUCGAUCGAGGAUGCAGCAACAGCGAAUGGAGAUGGUACUCGUUGGUACCAGCUGUAUUGGCCAUCCAAUGAACACAACGAGAUCACAAAGAGUCUUUUGAAACGUGCACAAGAAAAUGGCUUUAGCGCGCUUGUAGUUACAUUGGACACUUAUAAGCUGGGCUGGCGUCCUAGCGAUCUCGACAAUGGCUAUAACCCUUUCUUACAUGCCGAUACUAUCGGAAAUGCCCUUGGCUUCACUGAUCCUGUGUUUCGGAAAAAGUUCGAAGCAAAACAUGGAAAAACAAUAGAAGAAAAUAUGGAGGUCGCCGCAAGGGAGUGGACAAGUGUUAUCUUCCCUGAGUUUAGCCACAGCUGGGAAGACCUUCAAUUCCUUCGUGAAAAUUGGAACGGUCCUAUCAUUUUGAAAGGCAUCCAGUCAGUCCCAGACGCCAAAAAGGCAGUAAAGGCAGGAAUUGACGGCAUCAUUGUGUCUAAUCAUGGAGGAAGGCAGCAGGACGGAGGAACAUCCUCUCUUGACUGUUUGGUUAAGAUCCAGAAGGCUAUCAGCAGCGAUAUCGAGAUCCUUUUCGAUUCUGGUAUUCGCUGCGGCAGUGACAUCGCAAAGGCCCUGGCCCUAGGUGCCAAAAUGGUACUGAUUGGUAGACCUUAUAUCUACGGGCUUGUACUAGGUGGGCAAGUGGGAGUGAGUCAUGUUCUCCGCUCGCUUUUGGGAGAUUUAAUAAUGAAUUUGCAUUUGGCUGGCAUACCAUCCAUUGGCAAAGAGGAAUUGAACACAGAUUGCCUGCAGUAUGAAAGCUGA